CCCCGCGGGGCCGCGGCUGUAACGGUCCCGCUGGUGGUACUGCCCCCCCCCUCCCUCCCCCCUUUCCCAUUCCCGGCUGGCGGCUGCGGGAGCAGCGGGAAGAGGAGGAGGAGGAGGAAAGAGAGAGGUGCUGUACCGGCACAGGGGCCGCCGCCGCCCGAGCAGCCGCAGAGUUCCUGGUCUUCCACCAUGAAUCCUGUUUACAGCCCCGUCCAACCGGGGGCUCCCUAUGGAAACCCGAAGAACAUGGCAUACACAGGUUAUCCCACGGGAUAUCCCACGGCUGCCCCGGCCUACAACCCCAACAUGUACCCGACCAGCAGCCCCGGCUACGCCCCAGCCACCCUCCUGAUGAAGCAAGCCUGGCCUCAGACCUCCUCGUCCUGUGCCACCGAGGGCACCUUCCACCUCCCUGUGGACACUGGCACCGAGAACAGAACCUACCAGGCCUCUUCUGCAGCUUUCAGAUACACCGCAGGGACUCCCUACAAGGUGCCACCGACCCAGAGUAACAACGCUCCUCCUCCCUACUCGCCGUCUCCCAACCCAUACCAGACCGCCAUGUACCCCAUCCGAAGUGCCUACCCCCAGCAGAACCUGUACACACAGGGAGCUUAUUACACCCAGCCGGUGUACGCGGCGCAGCCCCACGUCAUCCAUCACACCACCGUGGUCCAGCCCAACAGUAUCCCGUCGGCCAUCUAUCCCGCUCCGGUGGCCGCGCCCAGGACCAACGGAGUGGCCAUGGGAAUGGUCGCCGGGACCACCAUGGCCAUGUCAGCAGGAACCUUGUUGACCACCCCCCAACACACCGCCAUCGGAGCACAUCCCGUGUCCGUGCCAACGUACAGGGCUCAAGGAACCCCCACCUACAGCUACGUACCUCCACACUGGUAAUCCACUGGCCAAUCCAUAUCCGGAAUCAAACAUUGUAUGCAACUCCACAAGUCUUACAUCGGUGCCCCGGCCCCUGGGCCGCAGCACCUCGUCUGUUUGCAAGAACAAAACUCAACAAACCGAGUGCAAGGGUCACUUUAUGCAUCCUUUAGUGGUUUUUGUAAAAGCUGCUUUUUCUAAUCUUCUGCCUCUCUUUGAUUUCCCCCCCCCCCGUCCCCCCCUCCCACAUAAAUCGUGUAACACACAUGACUGACACCGAGCAAUAGUAAAGUUCUCUCUCUCUCUUUGGUCCUUGGAAAGCUCAGAAUCUUCACUUAUGCCAGCUGAGUGGUGCAAAGAUCCCCCCCACUUCGUGUUCUUUUGGGUUCUCCUUCUGUCGUCGUCGUCGUUGCCCGAGCCUAGAUUUGCAGCGUGGUUGAUGUUCAGGGGACUGUGAAAAGCACAGCGCUGGUUUUUCUUUAGACAGGCAGGUUUGUUCCUGUUUUUUUUGGGUUUUUUUUUAGUCGGAGAUGAUCAAUUAUUCAAUCUUCCGUCACGUAUUCCGAGCAAAAUUGGUGUCUUCCAGAAUAGCUGUCGUGGUAGGUUCGAAAUCUGCAGUGGAAUUCUGAACUCAUCCCUUCUUUUUUUGUAGGAGUAAGAGGAUAUAAAUGUGGGUAGCGCUUUUUUUUUGUCGUAGGGAGGGCGAGGACUGGUCACCGGCGGGGGCCUUGGGCUGCUCUCCCAACUGGGAAAAUGGAUGGUGGCUGAUGGGAAGGGACACAUGCCCUGGGAGCAGCUUGGGAAAACGAGGUGCUCCCCGUCAGCCACGUCCUGGGGCUGCGGGAGGGAGAAGGGGAGAGGUGGGGAAGGAGGCAAGGAGAUGGCCCAGGGUUGGUCUGAAGAGCUUCUCCAGGUCCAAAGGUUGGUCUGAAGGGCUUCUUCAGAUCCAAGGUUGGUCUGGAGAGCUCAGGAUAUGGUCUGAAGAGCUUUUCCAAGCUCUGGAGAGCUCUGAGUUCAGUGGUUGGUCCGAAGAGCUUCUCUAGAUCCAAGGUUGGUCUGAAGAGCUUCUCUGAGUUCAGUGUUUGUUCUGAAGAGCUUCUCCAGGUCCAAGGUUGGUCUAAAGAGCUUCUCUAGAUCCAGGAGUUGGUCUGAAGAGCUUCUCCAGAGCAUGGUGGUGUGGGAAAAGAGGGCAUCUGGUUGAUGGAGACGAGUCUUCAGGGCAGGGUGAGGGGAAGAGUGGGUGGCUUCACCCUCCACCCGUGUCACUGGCAGGGCUGAGACCAAACUUGAGGGUUGAGGUGCCCCCGCCCAUUCCUUGGGCUCUGAGACUUCCAGGAGAAAUGUCCAUCCAAGCACAAACACCAGCACCGUGGAGAAGGGCCGGAAGGGGUGAGAAUUCUGGCUGCUCUGCCGGGGGAGAUGUGGGAGGAGAGGAAGCAAUAGCAAUAAACACGUCGCCUUCCUCCCGGGAAGCAAAGGUGGGAGCAGGGAAGGGAUCCCCAGGUGACAUGGGGCAGGGUGGGGGACGGUGGUCACACGCAGGCUGUGGGCACCAGGGGGAUUCCAGGGGGUUUGGCUCAGCCAGGGACACAAGGACACGAAGAUGUCCCACCUUGAGGUGUCCCAGGAGAGCAAUACGUUGUCUCGAGGGCAGCAGAGGGAGUUUGUGUUUGCAGACAACUUGUGGCCAGUUUAUUUUUAAACCCUUCCCGCUAAACCCAGCUUAGAAACGAGGGUUUGCUUAUUUAUUUCUCUUUUCCAAGGCGAAACACUUGGUUGGGUUUUGGUUUUUCCCUCAACGUGCCAAAAGUGUUCCCCGUGGGCAACUGUCCCGCCCCUUGGGCUCCGAGGCUGUCAAAUCCAGAGCCUUUGGAGAGGUCAGGUUUGGAGCUGGGGAUGGGGAUCCCUCAGGGCACUGCCUGCCUUGGGUUUCUGACCCAUGUGUGGUGUUGAGUCAGCGUUGGGUGCUCUGCUUUGGUCGUGCCUGGAUCACGUCUCCUGAUGGACCUGAGGGCUCUGGAGGCUCACCUGGACCCUCCAUGGUGGUGUAGAGGUCAGGCACGAGGGCUUUUUGGAAGAGAAGGUGACCUGUUGUUGUUGCUUUUGGUGGUGUCACCCAUCUUGGCUUCUGCUGCCACUGGGAGGAGCUCCUGGAGCUCCUCGAGUGUGAACCAGAUGGGGAGGAAGAAGCUUAGGGAUCCAGGAGGACUUUUCCAGCCACUGUUUGCUCUGUCGGGUUGGGUGUUGGCAGCAGCACCUCUGUGUGGGGUUGUUUGGUUGGUUCUGCUGGUUUUUAAUGGAAGUGCUGCUGGAUUUUUAAUGGAAAUCCAGAGCAAAGCCCUGGUUCACCUCCCCAAGCUCGAGGGGACACCCCUGUGGGAUGGGGAAGGUGCACCCUUGGGCUGCACUUUGGGAAGGAAAGGAGAAGGAGAAAAGGGUCCAACAAGCUUUGUGAUCAGAGCCCAGGCUGUGCAGAGGACCCUUCCCAGCAGGCACCACCUCCCACUAUCCCAGACACCCUUCAGGACUUUAGGGACAACCCCUAAAAUUUUGGCCCGUGGCUGGGAAGGAAUUGUUGGGCUGCCUCCUGAAAGGAAAGAACACCAAAAGUGGGGAGGAAGCUCCAGGAGCUGAACAUGGAGGGUCACCCAGUGUUCCCACUCAGAUGGGCAGUUGGGUUUGAGCCCCUUUGAGCAGAUCAAGAGCAGCUCCAAUGCUCCUCACCCUGUUAUUCCCAGGCAGAAAUCCUGAUUAACUCAGCCGAGCGCGGAGAGGGGAAAUAUUUGGCACCUCUUGGGCCAGAGGCUUCACUGAGGACCUUUGGUACCCAGGGCUGGGUUAGGCUCGGGCCACCACGUGGCUCUGGGGCCACCACAUGGCUCUGGGGCCACCACUUGGCUCUGGGGCCUCCACACAAUGCCGGGCUUGGGAAGCUCCUUCCCGAGGUGGCUCCGUGGGGCUGUGCUGGUGGGGAGACGCUCCUGCCCUUCCCUUGAUCCCAAGCCCUCUCCUUGGUCAAGUCAUGGCUUGAGGGAAGGUCCUGGGGAGGUCACAGUCCCCCUUGGGUGGGGACAGUGCUGGGGGGCCACCAGCUUCCCAAAUAUUUCAGCUUUGCUGAUGUUGGUUAUGGAAAAGGGUUUUCCAUCACCCCGGGAUUAGUGGCGAAGAGCAGGAGGGGUUAAACCAUCCAGGGAAGUGUCUGAGAUGAAAAUUCCAGCUAAAGAGGAGGGAAAAUAACUCCCAACCUGCUGUUCCCACCAUUAACCCAUCCCUGCCUUUAUCUUGGCUUUAAAACACCAGCUCUAGUGUGAGAUUUGGGGGGAAAAAAUAGGAAUAUUAGUCCUGGUGGUGACACCCCCCCUUGGAGCCUGAACCCUUCAUGCCUCCAAGUGGCUGAGCCCUCCAGGCAAGGAUUUGCUCCUGGAUUUUAUGGAUAACGAAUAACCCAGUUUUUGCAGUUCCAGGAUGGAAUUACCUUGGAGUGUUAAAAUUUAAGGGGUUUGCUUUAACGCUGGAUGUUCGGAGGAUCAGGUUUUCCCGCAGCCACUGGAAUAUGGUCCUUCCCAGAGCCCCCUCCCACCCUGUUUGCCAGGCCCUGCGUUCCCCCAGGGAAUUUGGGACGACCUGGUUCCCAGCUGGAGGGCGUGAAAUCGGAUCUUGCUUUUUUCAGUGGGGUGGAAAACCCACAUUUGGGGCUUUAUUUUUGAUAGGAAAAUCCAACCAGCCAACAAGAGCAAUAAGAGCCGCUGGAUGCCCAUAAAUCCAGGGGGUUUUGGGGGGAGUUUGGGCUUAUUUUUUAAUUGCCAGUAUUUUCAGGCCCUCCAACUGUUGUUCCCAAAACAUGGCGACCCUCUGCCCAUCUUCCCUUGGCUUUGCCAGGAGCUCCUGAGGCUGGAGCAGCUUCCAAAUAUUCUCUGCCGUGUGCUGGCAUUCCCAUAGGGAA
This is a messenger RNA of Neopelma chrysocephalum (saffron-crested tyrant-manakin), 4819 nucleotides long. RefSeq names its product family with sequence similarity 168 member A (gene FAM168A). The coding region runs from base 190 to 897 and encodes 235 amino acids. The record is from RefSeq and is a predicted model, not a curated record. The transcript has 8 exons. Lineage: Eukaryota; Metazoa; Chordata; Aves; Passeriformes; Pipridae. Gene Ontology annotation, biological process: positive regulation of base-excision repair.